UUCCAGUAACUAAGAACUGGAGAUACAAUCGGCAGUAAUUCUGUGACUUAAAAAGAUAUAUGAUACACAGCAGUUUUAGCUUGGAAUGAAAUGGCAAAUAGUGUGCGAUUGUAAAAAAGGACGCCUGGUGGCGCUGCAGGCCAGGAGUAUGAAGGAAAGGCUCCGUGAAUGCCCAGGACGCCAUUAAGCUGGGAAUCAGAAUUCUGAAUGCUUCCUAAAAGAAGGAAGCAUUUUAGGGAAGACCUAGGAGCAGAGAUCUUAAGAGAGGGCAUCCUUCGUGUGCAAGUCGGUGAGAAAGAUCUAAUUGGAGUUAAUUUUACGAAAUCAUCUGCCAAGUUGAAGAACUGCAUCUUCUUGAACCCGAUCUGAACAAUGGAGACUGUGCUUGCAAAGACGCUACAGAAAAGGCAAGUAUUCUUUCUUGUUAUAUUGUUGCUUUUGUGGGAUGCUGGCUCUGAAGCAAUCAGGUAUUCUAUGCCAGAAGAAAGAGAAAGUGGUUCCUUUGUGGCCAACCUGGCAAAAGACCUGGGGCUCGGGGUGGGGCAACUAGCCACGCGGGGUGCGCGAAUCCAUUACAAAGGAAACAAACAGCUCUUGCAGCUCGAUGUAAAGACCGGGGAUUUGCUUCUAUCUGAAAAAUUAGACCGAGAGGUGCUGUGUGGGGCGACAGAUCCCUGUAUACUGCAUUUCCAACUGUUACUGGAAAACCCGGUGCGGUUUUUUCAGGCUGAGCUGGAGCUCACAGAUAUAAAUGACCAUUCCCCAGAAUUCCCAGAGAGGGAAAUGCUUCUAAAAAUCCCAGAAAUCGUCCACCCUGGGGCUGUGUUCCCUUUGAAAACAGCACAGGACCUUGACAUAGGGAACAACACCGUUCAGCGCUACGCAAUCAGCCCCAACUCCCACUUCCAUGUCGUCACUCAUAAUCGCGGAGAUGGCAGAAAAUUCCCAGAGCUGGUGCUGGACAAAGCAGUUGAUCGGGAGGAGCAGCCCGAGCUCAGCUUAAUACUCACGGCGCUGGAUGGCGGGGCUCCGCCCAGGUCCGGGACCACUGCAGUUCGCAUUGAAGUCGUGGACAUCAAUGACAACGCCCCUGAGUUUUUACAGUCGCUCUAUGAGGUGCAGAUCCCAGAGAACAGCCCCCUAAACACCUUAGUUGCUGCGGUCUCUGCCCGAGAUUUAGAUGCAGGAACAAAUGGGAAUGUAGCCUACGCUCUCUUCCAAGGGGAUGAAGUGACUCAACCAUUUGUAAUUGACGAACUAACUGGAGAGAUUCGUCUGAAGAGAGCACUGGAUUUUGAGGAAACUCAAAAGUAUAACGUGGAAAUUACAGCCACAGACGGCGGGGGCCUUUCAGGAAAAUGCACUGUAGCUAUAGAGGUGGAGGAUGUGAACGACAACGCCCCCGAACUGACCAUGUCCACGCUGGCCAGCUCUAUCCCCGAAAACUCCCCAGAGACUGUAGUGGCCGUUUUCAGUGUUUCCGACCCAGACUCCGGAGACAACGGUAGAAUGGUUUGCUCCAUCCAGGAUGAUCUCCCCUUUCUCUUGAAACCGACCUUCAAAAAUUUCUACACUCUCGUAACAGAGGGCCCGCUGGACAGAGAAAGUCAAGCCGAGUACAACAUCACCAUCACCGUCACCGACCUGGGGACCCCCCGGAGGCACACCCAGCACAACCUGACCGUGCGCGUGGCCGACGUCAACGACAACGCGCCCGCCUUCAGCCAGCCCGCCUACACCCUGCGCGUCCGCGAGAACAACAGCCCCGCCCUGCACAUCGGCACCGUCCGCGCCACCGACGCCGACGCGGGCGCCAACGCCCAGCUCACCUACUCGCUGCUGCCGCCCUCCGACCCGCACCUGCCCCUCGCCUCGCUCGUGGCCAUCAACCCCGACACCGGCCAGCUCUUCGCCCUGCGCGCCCUCGACUACGAGGCCCUGCGCGCCUUCGACUUCCAGGUGCGCGCCGCCGACCGCGGCGCGCCCGCGCUCAGCAGCCAGGCGCGGGUGCGCGUGCUCGUGGCCGACGCCAACGACCACGCGCCCGUCGUGCUCUACCCGCCGCAGAACGCCUCGGCGCCCUGCCCCGAGCUGCUGCCCCGGGCGGCCGAGCCGGGCUACCUGCUGGCCAAGGUGGUGGCGGUGGACGGCGACGCGGGCCAGAACGCCUGGCUGUCCUACCGCCUGCUGCAGGCCACCGAGCCCGGGCUCUUCGGCGUGGGCGCGCACAGCGGCGAGGUGCGCACGGCCCGCCCGCUGAGCGAGCGCGACGCGCCCCGGCAGCGGCUGCUGCUGCUGGUGCGGGACCACGGCGAGCCGCCGCUCUCGGCCAGCGUCGCGCUGCACGUGCUGCUGGUGGACGGCUUCUCGCAGCCCUACCUGCCGCCGCCCGAGGCCCCCGGCCGCGCGCCGGGCGCCGGCGCGGACGAGCCGCUCACCGUCUCGCUGGUGGGGGCGCUGGCGUGCGUGUCGGCGCUGCUGGUGGGGGCGCUGCUGGCCUUGGGGGCGGGGCGGCUGUGCCGGCGGGGCGGGGCGGCCUCGGCGGGGGGCGGCUCGGGGCCCGCGGAGGGCGGCGUCGCGGGCCAGCUGCUGGACGUGGGCGGCACGGGGACCCUGGCCCACGGCUACCGCUACGAGGUGUGCCUGGCGGGAGGUUCUGGAACGAAUGAGUUUAAAUUCCUUAAGCCGAUUCUCCCCAACCUUCCGCCCCAAGGCGCAUUUGAAGAUAUGGAGGGAAAUGCCACCUUCCGGAAUAGCUUUGGAUUUAAUUAGGGAUCUGAUCACAAUGCAAUCUCUUUUGUCAUUUAUCCCUAAUUUCCCCCCAGAUACAGCAUUUGAGAGCGUCAUGGAGAAAAAUCCCACCUUCAGGUAUGACCUUGAUUUCCCCUCUGUAAUGAAUUUGUCCACUGAACUUUUACCUCGUUUAGUUUUGGAAAACUCCAUUCUACUGCCAUUGCAUUUACUUACAGACUGCCAUUCAAAACUCUCGCUUGCUUUGAUUUUCCCGAAAUUUUCGCUCCUCCUGUUGGUAUUGUUUCAUUGAACUCUCUUAAUAAAAUAAAAUAGUAAUUUGA
This is a messenger RNA of Phacochoerus africanus (Common warthog), 3074 nucleotides long. RefSeq names its product protocadherin beta-5-like. Gene Ontology annotation, molecular function: calcium ion binding. The record is from RefSeq and is a predicted model, not a curated record. Gene Ontology annotation, biological process: homophilic cell-cell adhesion. Gene Ontology annotation, cellular component: plasma membrane. NCBI's taxonomy places the organism in Eukaryota, Metazoa, Chordata, Mammalia, Artiodactyla, Suidae. The transcript has a single exon. Bases 373 to 2772 code for a protein of 799 amino acids.